Molecule: messenger RNA, 600 nt
Organism: Prunus armeniaca (apricot)
Lineage: Eukaryota; Viridiplantae; Streptophyta; Magnoliopsida; Rosales; Rosaceae
Source: the annotation of a GenBank genome assembly
AUGCCUAGGAGGAUAGUGAUGAGGAUGGUGGCCUUCUUAGGCCUCCUCCUCAUGCUCAUGGCCACCACCACCAAAACCCAUGCCUUAAUUCCAUACCCAACAAGACCAUCAUCACUAAGUCUAUGGGACAUGACCGAUGACCCCUUCAGAAUUCUCGAACAAACCCCCUUCACCAUCCCCAGAGACGUCUCCGCCGCCGCCCUCCAAGACACGCUCGCUUUGGCACGUGCCGACUGGAAGGAGACGGCCACUGCGCACGUGAUCACAUUGGACAUUCCGGGGAUGAAGAAGGAGGACGUGAAGAUAGAGGUGGAGGAGAACAGGGUGCUCAGGAUCAGCGGAGAAAGGAAGACGGAGAAACAAGGGGAGGGUGACAAGUGGCACAGAGCUGAGAGGACAAAUGGCAAGUUCUGGAGGCAGUUCAGGCUGCCCGGGAAUGCUGACGUGGAUCAGAUCAAGGCUCAUCUUGAGGACGGGGUGCUCAGAAUUACGGUGCCAAAGUUUGCUGCGGAGAAGAAAAGGCAGCCUAAGCUCAUCGACAUUGCUCAACACACUACUUCCUCUGAUGAUGCGGAUAUCAAGGCUGCCAAGGUCGCAUGA